This is a messenger RNA of Dioszegia hungarica, 2016 nucleotides long. RefSeq lists its product as uncharacterized. The record is from RefSeq and is a predicted model, not a curated record. Gene Ontology annotation, cellular component: cytosol. The coding region runs from base 1 to 2016 and encodes 671 amino acids. NCBI's taxonomy places the organism in Eukaryota, Fungi, Basidiomycota, Tremellomycetes, Tremellales, Bulleribasidiaceae. The transcript is spliced from 8 exons. Gene Ontology annotation, molecular function: acetyl-CoA synthetase activity; AMP binding.
AUGGGCAAAGUACACGGUCUCCCCGACUCGGUUGACGAGGCAAACGACGUCUUUCCCCCUCCCCCUCGUCUCCAGGGCGAUGGUGAAUACCCAAAGCCCCACAUUGGCCCCGACUACAAGGCCUACCUCAGCGAGUACGAGAAGACGGUCGGUCCGGACAGCGACAAGUGGUGGAAGGAGACGGCGGAGAAGGAGCUGAGCUGGUUUACGCCAUUCAAGACGGUGCGAGCGGGUGGCUUUGAGGCGGGAGAUGUACAGUGGUUCCCGGAAGGAACGCUCAAUGCCGCCUACAAUUGUCUCGACAGGCACUUUUACAAGGACCCCAAAGGCACUGCCAUCAUCUACGAGGCGGACGAGCCUUCCGAGGGGCGCGAGAUUAGCUGGGAGGAGCUCAUGCAGGAGACAUGCCGAGUCGCCAACGUGCUCAAGGAGUGGGGCGUCAAGAAGGGCGACACUGUCAGCAUUUACCUUCCCAUGACCUGGCAAGCAGCGGCUGCAUUCUUGGCCUGCGCGCGUAUCGGAGCGGUCCACUCGGCCGUCUUUGCUGGAUUCAGUGCGGAGAGUCUUCGCGACCGAGUGAAUGACUGUGACUGCCGAGUUUUGAUCACCACCGAUGAGGGAAGGCGAGGCGGCAAGUCCAUCGCCACCAAAGCCAUCGUCGACAAUGCGCUCGAAAGCUGCCCCCUCGUCGAGCACGUCCUUGUGCUCCGCCGCACUGGCGGCAAGGUCAACAUGAAGGAGGGCAGGGACGCGUGGUGGCACGACGAGUGCGACAAGGUCCAGCCAUUCUGCCCAUGCGAGCCUAUGAACUCGGAAGACCCCCUCUUUAUCCUCUACACCUCUGGCUCUACCGGCAAACCCAAGGGUGUUGUCCACUCUACCGGCGGCUACAUCCUCCAAGCCCUCCUCUCUGUCAAGUACGUCUUUGACGUUCACCCCGGAGACCGCUUCGCCUGCAUGGCUGAUGUGGGAUGGAUCACCGGUCACACCUACAUUGUAUACGGUCCCCUCGCCAACGGUGUCGCUACGACCGUGUUCGAAUCUACCCCCGUCUACCCUACCCCAUCGCGCUACUGGGAGUUCGUCGACAAGUGGAAGGCUACCCAGCUGUACACUGCGCCCACUGCCAUCCGUCUUCUCCGGCGUCUCGGCGAGGAGCACGUCAAGAAGCACGACCUCUCCUCCCUCCGCGUCCUCGGUACGGUCGGUGAACCCAUCAACCCGGAAGCAUGGCACUGGUACAACGACAUUGCCGGGAAAAACAAGUGCGCUAUUGUCGACACGUACUGGAUGACCGAGACCGGCUCGCACGCGGUCGCUCCUCUUCCCGGAGCCAUCAGCACCAAGCCCGGAUCCGCCACCUUCCCAUGCUUUGGGUACGACCUGGAAAUCAUCGACCCCCAAUCCGGUGAGGUGCUCAAGGGGAAUGAUGUCGAGGGUGUAUUGGUCGCUCGGGACCACUGGCCGAGUUUGGCUCGUACAGUCUACAAGGACCACAAGCGGUAUCUCGAGACGUACAUGAAGCCCUACCCUGGGUACUUCUUCUUUGGAGACGGUGCGGCGAGGGAUUCCGACGGGUACAUCUGGAUCAAGGGACGUGUGGACGAUGUGAUCAACGUUUCCGGUCAUCGUCUAUCCACAGCCGAGGUCGAGUCCGCUCUGAUCCUUCACAAGGGUGUCGCCGAGACCGCCGUCGUCGGAUCACACGAUGACAUCACUGGUCAGGCCGUCUACGCCUUUGUCUGCAUGAAGCCCGAAUUCGACCAGGACAAUAUCGACCCCGCGGCGCUCAACAAGGAGAUGGCGAUUCAGGUCAGGAAGAGUAUUGGGCCAUUUGCCGCGCCAAAGAAGAUUUACCUCGUCAACGACCUGCCCAAGACUCGGUCCGGAAAGAUCGUCCGCCGAGUAUUGAGGAAGAUUGUGGCGGGAGAGGCGGACCAGCUGGGAGACUUGUCAUCAGUGGCUGAGCCAAGCGUGAUUGACGACAUUAUCGCCAAGGUCAAGGCGUCAAAGUAG